AUGACAAAGAUGGUUAUUUAUGCGCAUGCGCAGCCUGGCCCAGGCUCCCAGCUCUUCAUUUCUCCUCUAUGGUGGUGGUGGGCAGUCCUCUCUGCCAAAAUGGGAUUAAUAACAGGAUUGUGCACCUUCUUGUACCACUUACCUCAGAUUUAUAAAUGGCUGUUAAAACCUUACUAUAUCACCUCAUUCUUCAUGACUAUCGCCUUUCUGGUGGUCCGAAAGGCUCCUGGUCUGUGCGAGCACCUGGCGACCGACCGGGAGGACGGCAACUCCUGCGACUUUGACUGGAGAGAACUGGAGAUUCUCAUGUUUCUCAGUGCAAUAAUAAUGAUGAAGAAUAGAAGAGCCAUCACUCUGGAGCAGCACAUUGGGAACUUGUUUAUGUUCAGUAAAGUGGCCAAUGUCAUCCUCUUCUUCAGGCUGGACAUUCGGCUCGGCAUCCUCUACCUGGCACUGUGUCUUGCUUUCGUUAUGACCUGUAAGCCUCCACUCUACAUGGGCCCAGAGUACAUCAAGUAUUUCAGUGACAAGACCAUAGAUGAGGAGCUGCAGAGGGACAGUCGUGUCACAUGGAUAGUCGAGUUCUACGCCAACUGGUCCUCUGACUGCCAGUCCUUUGCUCCCGUCUUUGCCGACCUUUCUCUUAAGUACAACUGUGCUGGACUCCGGUUUGGGAAGGUGGACAUUGGUCGCUAUGGAGAGGUGUCACAGAGGUACAGAAUAAGUACGUCUCCUCUGGCCAAGCAGCUACCCUCGCUGCUGCUUUUUCAAGGAGGACGGGAAAUUAUGAGACGUCCAAUGGUGGAUAAUAAAGGGAGAGCUGUAUCUUGGACCUUCAAUGAGGAAAACAUCAUCAGAGAGUUUAACCUCAAUGAGCUUUUCCAAAAAUCCAAGAAGCUGAGCAAAGGCCUCGGUUUGAAGGAGGAGAACCGUAAUGAUUCUCAGCCAGAGGAGGGCAGUGAUGAGCUUCAUCAAGAGCCAGCAGAAAGCAAGAAAGACAAGUGAAGUGGAUAAUUCAGGGACUGGUAGCAUAAAAUCUUUUCCUUUUUUAAGAUAAUGUCCAUGCUCUUCAUUAAUGUAAACAUGCAGAAUAGUAUGGAAUGUAGAGAAAAAAAAAAGUUUCCACCAGUGCUGAGAAGUGUAGACAAUAUUUAAGUCUUCACUGUGAUAAAAAGCCCAAAAACAGCUGCCAGACAUUUACCAGGUCAAAUGGCUGUGAUGCAGCCUGGGUGAAAUGCAGCCAGGUAUUGAAAUCAAGCAGUUAUUUGGGUGCAUUUUAUUAUAAAUCUUAAGUUAUUUGAGAAAAAAAAAAACUUUUUUGUAUUUAUUAUUCCACCUUCAGUAUCAUUUCAUCAUUGCA
Melanotaenia boesemani (Boeseman's rainbowfish) is the source of this 1360-nucleotide messenger RNA. RefSeq names its product thioredoxin-related transmembrane protein 2a (gene tmx2a). Bases 1 to 1005 code for a protein of 334 amino acids. The transcript has 8 exons. Gene Ontology annotation, biological process: brain development. Gene Ontology annotation, molecular function: disulfide oxidoreductase activity. Gene Ontology annotation, cellular component: membrane-bounded organelle. Lineage: Eukaryota; Metazoa; Chordata; Actinopteri; Atheriniformes; Melanotaeniidae. The record is from RefSeq and is a predicted model, not a curated record.